Molecule: messenger RNA, 1939 nt
Organism: Chrysemys picta bellii (western painted turtle)
Lineage: Eukaryota; Metazoa; Chordata; Testudines; Emydidae
Source: RefSeq, a predicted model, not a curated record
AACCGCCGAUGAGGCGUGUCAGGUACCGCUGUGGGUGUGCAGCAAGGUGCGCCCCACCCAGAGGCCAGCGGCUGCUGCAGGGCCCUGCGCGCCGGCUAUAUAGAGCGAGCGCAGCCCGGAGAGCGCGCGGCGCGCAGCUCUUUGUGUCGUAACUGGGGGAACUUCGCCGCGCCAGAAGUCCUGCGCGGAGUGUCCGGCCUCUCCUCUCCGCGCCGCGUGGCGGGGGGGCUCGUCCCGCCGCCAUGGCCGAGCCCCGGCUGAAGAAGCGCCGGGGCAGCCUGCCCGUGUGCCCCGGCCACCAGCUCGCGGUUAGCAGCCGGGCGAGGCAGAACUUCCCGGCGGCGGUGGAGGAAGGCCUGUGCGGGGUCACCAGCGCCCUGCUGGAGCUCUCCUACCGCACCAAUCUCACUGCUGAGAGGAGUACGCGGAGUCGACGGGGGAGCCUGCCUGCCGCGUCUGGACCCGCGGGUGAAGUUUUUGAUCAGUCUGACGUGGCUCUACCAAACUUUUCAAAGUUUUUCCGGCACCAGGCUAAAGAAGAGAAGGAAGCUGCAGAGGCCAUGCUGAAAUACCUACAAGAGAGAGGAGGCCAUUACUGUACCAGAAUCAUCCAGAGACCAAACUGUGAACAUGUAUCCAAUGUGGUGAAGGCCCUUGAAGUAGCAUUGGUUCAAUGGAAAACAGUGACAGGAUAUUUUGAAGAGCUUUAUGCCCUGAGCAUUGAAAAUGCAGACCCUCAUAGUGCAAGUACUAUUAAGAAACAAUUUAUUGAACCCAAGAUCCGGAAGAUCAAGUUGAUGGGAGACCUCCUGACCAAUGCUCACAGGCUUGUGUGUUCCCAAGAUGGCAGAGGCAACCUUGGAGACUACCUUAUGGAACGGUUACAGGAAGAGCUAAAAACAGGCAUAGAGACAGAUUCUAGGCACCACUGCACCCCUUGUACAUCUCUUCAGCAAUGUAGAGGGACUGCAAAGGGGUUGCAACGGCCUCCAAAAGAAUUCUCCCAGAAAAGCAGCAGCAUAGGGCCAAUGCAUGCAAACCAGUGCUGUCCUUCCUCACAGUCUCUGUGCAAGGAUAUGCCAGGGGCAAAACGGAGGCAAGAGAAGGAAUAGUUGAGGCACUAUCUCCAUUCUGGGCCAUGUAGAAACCUAUCGGCAGCCACAGGGGGAGGCUGAUGUAAGUUGUCAGCCCCAGGGAUGGUUUGGCUCCAAAUGGAGGCUAAAAUCCAGGAGAUGAAAUGAUGGUUUAAAGCCCCAUGACUCCGCCCCCCCUCCCCCUUUACACUUUUCCUCCUGGGCUGUGCUUUCUGGGCUGUGCCUCCUCCAAAGUGCAGCACAAUCUAAUCUGUAAUAUACUGCCUCCUUGUAUCAUAGAUAUUAAGGCUGCUAGAUGUAGAGAAUGUCAACAUUAAUUUAACCUUUCAGAGUCUCUUACCCAUAAAUGUUGUUUUGUCUUUUUUUGUUUUUUUUUUUUUUUGGAAACUACCAGACCUCUAGGUUUCUUUCCUGUCUUAAAUGGUUGAUUGGAUUAUUUAGUGCAAAAGAGAGUUUAAGUAUAUACAGUUUUUUUUAAAGAAAAAACCUUUUUAAUACAGAGUAAUUUCUAUGCUGGAGAAACUAUAGCUGUUUAUAUUAUUAAAUAAGAUAAUCACUAUAUUAUACAGCGGUGCUGGAACUAUUUUUAUGAUGGGGGUGCUGAAUAUGGAAACCAUGUAUUUGGGUUGUUGUUACUACAAGUCAAGAGCUGCAGCAGCACCCCUAGUUCCAGAUUAUAUCAAUACAGAUUGUACUAUGUAAUCAUUCUUAAACAUUUUUACUGUCUUGGUAAAUAUUACAUGGAUAUUUAAGAGACUUGUUCUUAAAAUGAGGGGGAUUUCCAUGAUAUUUGUAUAACUUUUGUAGCAAUUAUUAUAGAGUAAUUCAAUAAACUGCUUUCUAUC